Messenger RNA from Nelumbo nucifera (sacred lotus), 540 nucleotides. Lineage: Eukaryota; Viridiplantae; Streptophyta; Magnoliopsida; Proteales; Nelumbonaceae. The record is from RefSeq and is a predicted model, not a curated record.
AUGAGGCGUUCCAUUUCUUUGUUCUCCUUGGCCAUCUCUCUGCUCAUUCUUUCUCAAGUUGCAGUUGGGGAAGAUGUUGUAGCGGAAACCUGUAAGAAGGUAGCGGCCAAAGAGCCGAGCAUGAGCUACGACUUCUGCGUGGCAUCCCUCGAAGCAGACCCCAAGAGCCGAACGGCGGACCUGCCGGGACUCGGCGUCAUCUCCAUGCAGUUGAUGAUAUCCAAUGCGACCAACGUGAAUGAAUACAUAAAGCAGCUCUUGAGCGAUGGGAAACUGGAGAAUAUGACUCGGCAGGCCUUAGAGGAUUGCUCGAGUCUGUACUCGGAUUCCAUCUCUUCUAUGAAGGAUGCCAUCAAUGACUUCAAGUCGAAGGAUUACAACGGAGCCAAUAUAAAGAUCAGUGCGGCCAUGGAAGCACCCACGACGUGUGGAGAAGGUCUUUCGCAGGGGAAAGCCAACGAGUCUGGUUUGACGGAGCGGAACGAUGCUUUCUACAAACUGGCUGGAAUUGCUCUUGUAAUAACCACCCUGUUUAAUUGA